CGUAUUUCGCGCAUUAAGACUGCUGCUGCAUUUCAUAAAAUAUUCGCGAAUGUUUAUGUAAAAUGCUAGACGAGGAACUCGAUAUUUAUGAUGAUUUGGAUCAAUUCCAAGAAGCUGAAACGAAAAAAUGCAAAGAAUUGGAAGCCUGGGAGGCGAAAUACAACGCCGCAAGGCUGGAAAUUGAAAGUUUACAAGCGGAGAAAAAAACACUUGCCAAGAAAAUCAGGACAAUGGAGGUAAAUUUUCAAAAUCUUUUGGACACGGCCAAAGCGGAAAUCAAGCGAAAGGACGCACAAAUAAUUCAGCUGCGCAAGGAGAAAGAUGAUAUUUGCUUUAGGCGCAAGCAGCCGCCCAAGUCUCAGAUACCGCCUUCGUCUCAGAUACCCGAGCUACAGCAACACCAGCAGUCAAAGCGCUUUAAAAGCGAUGAAAUGGCAGACAGAAAAACUGAAAACGCAAUCGCAUUCAACAACCAAAACGAGAACUGCGAUAAAAAGGCAAAGAAACAUGAUAAUCCAGAGGCGAAGCGACACCAAGUAGCUCAACCUAUUGUCCGGGAUGGGAAGGAGAGAUAUAAGCAAGAGAGGCAAGAAAAACAAGACAUGCCUUUAUGCUCAAAUCCCACAACAAAGGUUCCGUGGUCAGUGCACAUAAGGAGCACACAUGACAGAGAUCGUGAAAAGCAGCAAGAAAGACGUCGAGAUCGAGAUCACGCACGAGGCAGGAGUCGACGUCGCAGUCGCAGCCGCAGUCGUAGUCGUAGUCACAGUCGAGAGCAUGCUAAAAGCCGUAGUCAGAGACAGAGUUCUCGAAGCAAGGAUCAAAGAAGAAAACGAUCACGAUCACGAUCACAAUAUCGUUCACGUUCGGGCUCGCGUUCGUUUAACCAGACAAGCAGCAAGAACAGUAAACGUAACAGCUCCCGAGAAACCGAGAAAGGACCCAAUGCUAAGUGCACAGCCCAAAGUAAGCGUAACAAGGAAGAUAUGAUGGAUACACUCUUUGGCAGCACGCCCACACAAAAGAGUCCGUCAAAGGAUGGCAAGCGCUGCGUAGACAGCCAAAAAGUGAUGGAAAAUCUAUUAGCCAAUGUGGAUCCUUAUACACCAAUAGAGCAAUACACCCCACAAAGCCAAAUUGAAGCCAAGGAAGAGCAACAAACUCAUGAGCUAAUUGGAAAAGAAAGGCAACUGUUAGCGGAAGACAUUAAUAACUAUUUCGAGAGGAAUGUUGAGAAGAUAAAGCAAAUAUCCCAAAAAGAUAUAAUAAUAAACAAACAGGUGCCAAGACAACAUACCCUAGUAAAUGUAGAGCAGUCUAAACUGGAAACCUCUGCAGAAUCUAAAAUGAGCACGGUGGAAUUAGUAAAUGAAACAGACAACGAAUCAAAUAAAAAUGCGAGAGAACAUGCCGAAAAUGAAGCGAAAAUCAAAACAUCCCGACAAAAUGAAUCGAUAGCCGAAAUCAAGGUUGUAAUAGAAAAGCCAAAUAGUGAAAAAGGGCUGGAUGAUAUAAUAGUGAAUGAUGCAUUUAACCAUCAGCGCAUACCAGGCUUGGAUUUCAUAGCCAGAGAGCAGGAACGAGAAUCCGAUGCAAAUAAUGCCAUUGACAUCAGAACCGGAGAGCAGAAAAGAGUAUUCGAUACUGAUAAUGCCGUGGGCAACGAUCACAUUCCCGACUUGGACUUAAUUAAUGGCAAGAAAAACUUGAAUGAAAUGGAUAAAGCACAAGCAAGUAAACUUAUUAGUUUGAAUUCGAAGGAGGCUGAAAUGAUGGAAGUAAUUGAUGCAAAUGAACACAAUCACGCUUCCGGCUCGGGCUUAGGCGAUCAGGCAAACUUAACAGACGCGAAUGACGCACAGGACUUAAAUUCUGAAGAGGUUGCAGUGAAAAAUAUGUAUACGAAACCUCAUGGAAUUUCAGUUGAAGAUGGAAGUUCGAUAGCAGAGGCUGCGAAUGCCCAACCCUUCAUACCGGACUUAAAUUCCCCAAAAAUCGAAAGAGUAAAAAAGAAGAAGAAAAAACAUGGAAAAACAAAGUUAGAAAGUGGACUUGAAAGGAAGUUAGCAGAAGAGGUGGAUACUGUAAAUAGAGCAGAACCAGUUGCCAAUCUAGUCUCACACUCUGAUUUGAAAAUUGAACAGGACCUGGAUGGAGUAAAGGGAGGUUCAAAACUAGAGGAUGAAGAAAAGCGUAAAAGCACAUCCGAUAGGGACGCUUCAGGGGAAACAGAUUUCUCAAAAGACGAAGAAAUGCCGGAUCUGAUAUUAGGUGUUGACGAGCUGACAAAUGAAGCAACAGACAAUAAAAUAACUGCAGAGAACGAUGAUAAUCAGAAAAUUGGAAAUAGUUUUAUAGCUAAACUCGAUGUGGAGUCAGAGGAAGCCGAUAAACAAUAUUGUGUAACUGCCGAGCAAUUGAAAAGCGAUGCAAAUGAAUCCUUUGUGACAGAUAAAACUGAAGCUAUUAAAACAAACACAACAAAUUGUGACAAAGACAACAAUUGUGAACAAGCAAUAGAUAUCUGUCAUCCGGAGAGACGACAAAAUAUGGAGACUACAGUAAACGGGUCCACUAUGAGCCAGGAGCCAAAUCCUUGUCAAUUGGCUUACGCGCGGCUGGCCGAGGAGAAUUUAAAGACGCCCAAGCGGCCUGGGCGCAGCAUGGAGAGCAUCCAAAUCAUUGAGGACAUUCGCCUGCCCAUCAAGAUGGACAUUGAGAACAUUGCCGACAAAGUGGAUGGCUCGAACGAGAAGCAGACCCAUACAGAAGACCUAAACUCAAAUAUGAGAGAAGCAGCGCCGACAACGUCUGAAUCGGAAAAAUCGCAGCUGGAGAUUAUGGCUGUCAAUCAGAAUGAUAGCAAGUCGGCAACUGUUGUUACUGUCAACAGGCCAAUUACACCGAAGCUAGCAGUUGAGGCGGCCACUGUCAUGUACGCCCAGCCGGACUCUACAAAGAUAGACCACAGUGAAGACGAUGCUACACUCGAAGCGGCAAUGAAUGAGCUAAUACCGGUUAAGCCGCAGGAAAGCUAUCCGAAUUUGAGCCUAGAAGCGGACACCAUCGAGAUAGCACUGAAGCAGCUGCAUCAGGCGCCGUGUCAAAGCGAGGACCAACCGGACGAAACGGCUGUCACGUCCACCUCGAUGAAGGGUGGACAAACACCCAAGCAGGAUCUCAUUCAAAUCCUUAUGCAAUCUCCAAUGCAACAGACGGCGGAGCACAGCCCGAUAAAACCAAAUAAAGGAAUAAAACAAAUUGUAGAACGAACGAUCAGAAAACGGAAAUCGCCAAGUAGCGAAAAUGUAGAAAGUCUCACACCAGAUCGACGUGAGCACACGCCGCUGAAGAAACGCACCACAGAUCUACGCAACGAGCACAUAAUUAAUAGUGACGAUCCUUCUAUACCGCCAACACCACCAGAGGUAGCAACGACAGCGAAGCCCUCGGAGCUGAAUGUGACCAUCGAUGAAACCUGCUAUGCCAGCAGCUUGGACCAGAGUCAGAGCCUCAACAGCAGCGACUCACUCCUGGUGACCAAACGCUGCUCGUUAGGCAAUAGCGACUAUCAGUUCGAGCGGCUCAACGAUGAGGUAGUACUCCGUGUGACACGACGUCGACGCCGCCGUCCAGCAGCAGAAAUAGCUAUAAUCGACGAUAAAUAAGUCCUACAUAUACACAUAUUGAACUGUUCACAUCAGUAAGAUAUCUGGCUAUAUACUUACUUAAGCUAUGGAUAAAAAUACAUAAAUGCCUACGUAAAUACAGGAGAAACGUAGCGUAAUAAUUU
Molecule: messenger RNA, 3793 nt
Organism: Drosophila navojoa
Lineage: Eukaryota; Metazoa; Arthropoda; Insecta; Diptera; Drosophilidae
Gene: FLASH
Product: FLICE-associated huge protein
Source: RefSeq, a predicted model, not a curated record